Metarhizium acridum CQMa 102 is the source of this 1269-nucleotide messenger RNA. NCBI's taxonomy places the organism in Eukaryota, Fungi, Ascomycota, Sordariomycetes, Hypocreales, Clavicipitaceae. The record is from RefSeq and is a predicted model, not a curated record.
AUGGCAACAGUGAACAGGACCUACAAUACCUGCCAGCCUGCCGACCUAGACCGUCUCAACAUAGUCCACGUGGCAGGGACAAAAGGAAAAGGUAGCACCUGCGCCUUCGUAGAUUCCAUCCUCUCCCAGUACCGACGCAGCAAGUCCACGCCUGGCAAGACCGGGCUCUUCAUCUCGCCUCAUCUCAUUGCCGUCCGGGAACGCAUCAGAAUCAACUCGGCACCCAUCUCAGAAGAUCUCUUCACCAGGUACUUUUUCCAGGUAUGGGAUCGCCUUGGCGAGUCCAACGCAUGCCCCGAAGACGCAGUUUCCGGCUCGCGGCCCCUGUACGCGCGGUACCUCACGCUCAUGAGCUGGCAUGCCUUCUUGCAAGAAGGUGUUGACUGUGCGGUGUACGAGACGGGCAUAGGAGGGGAGUUUGACGCUACCAACAUUAUCGAGCGGCCCGUGGCUUCGGGAAUAAGCACGCUCGGUAUCGACCAUGUUUUCGUGCUCGGGGAUACCGUGGACAAGAUUGCCUGGCACAAGGCGGGCAUCAUGAAGACGGGGAGUCCGGCUUUCACGGUUGAGCAGGUCCCCUCUGCGGCAGAGGUCUUGCAAACCCGAGCCAAGGACAAGGGCGUGGAUUUGAAAGUGCUGAGUGUUGACAAGAGGUUGGCCGGGGUCAAGAUUCGACCAGAUGCCUUGUUUCAGAAGAAGAACGCUACACUGGCAAUUGCUCUCGCAGAAUCAGCAUUGCGGAGGCUGGGCGUCCAAGUCGGAGACAAUGAAACGUCAUUACCCAAGGAAUUCACCGACGGCUUGGAAGAGACGGUGUUCCGCGGCCGGUGCGAAGUAAAAGACGAAGGAGGCGUAAAAUGUUCUGGCCCACGCAUCAUGAUAUUCAACCAGCAGGGCCGCACCGAAGCAGUCGACUUCCUCACACCCCUUCAAAAAGCAACAUCCCGUGGCUCUCUCCCGUCCUUUGACCACGCUGUCUUCUGCACAAACGUGACAUACGCCAAGACGGGAUACAAGCGGGACUUUGUUAACCGCGGCAUCGACCCCAAGGAGAUUGAGACGCUGUCCGUGCAGAAACGCUUUGCGGACAAGUGGAGCGAGCUUGACCCGGGUUCGAAGGUUGUUGUGAUACCUACCAUUGAGGAGGCGUUGGAUUAUGCGAGGCGUGUUGGCGAAGAGGAAGGCACCCAGGCGGUGGCAUAUGUUACGGGGAGUUUGCAUCUGGUUGGCGGUGCACUGGGGAUAUUGGAGAAGGCGGAUGCCUUGUGA